UCGAAAGGAGCCCCAAAGCCAAAAGCUGAAAGCGGGUGACAUACUUUUGCAGCACCCUUUUCUUCUUUUUGACUCUGGGCUGAGUGGACCAUGGAACCGUUGCAAAUACCAAUUAAUCUGGUGCCGAAAAUACAGGCUGUUCAAGUGUUCAACUACUCUGCCUUCACCAGUAAUCAAAACGAGCUUUCGAACUCUUCUUCACAGUUACAAUCUCGGUUCAUAAGCAUAUACUCGAAGCCCCUGCAUAUAUGGUCCUGUCCAUCCUCUGAAAGAGCAGUAUAAUAUGGCACAGAGAAGAGAGAAUAUUGUUCUUUUCCCCUUCAUGAUGCAAGGCCAUAUCAUCCCUUUCCUGGCUUUAGCCCUCCACAUAGAACAAAGAACGAACCACUCCAUUACCUUUGUCAACACCCCUCUCAACAUCAAGAAGCUCAGGUACUCUCUCCCUCCUGAAUCCUCCAUUAACCUUGUUGAGAUCCCCUUCUGCAGCUCCGACCAUGGUCUCCCACCCAAUACCGAGAACACCGACACCCUUCCCUACCACCUCGUCAUUCGCCUCCUUGAAGCUUCUGUCUCUCUCGAACCAGCUUUCAAGAAACUCAUCCAGAAUCUCAUCGAAGAGCAACAAGGCCGUCCCCCGCUUUGCAUCAUCGUCGAUAUUUUCUUUGGAUGGGCUGCAAACGUCGCCAGAGAGCUUAACGUGUUCCAGGCAAUCUUCAGCGGCGCAAGCGGGUGCGGCUUGGCCUACUACUAUUCCCUUUGGAUGAACCUUCCGCACAGGAAGGUCGAUUCCGAUGAGUUUUCGUUGCCUGAUUUUCCAGAAGCUUCAAGAGUUCAUAUUACACAGUUGCCAACAAAUAUACUUGAAGCUGAUGGUAGAGAUGCUUGGUCCGUCUUUCAGAAGAAGAAUCUUUCUGGGUGGAUGAAAUCUGAUGGGAUAUUGUUCAACACUGUGGAGCAAUUUGACCAUAUUGGAUUGUCGUACUUUAAGAACGAACUUGGCCGGCCUGCCUGGUCGAUUGGACCGGUGCUGUUAUCUGCGAAAAACCGAUCACCUUUUGGUAAGGAAGGUGGCGUUAGUCCGGAGCUUUGUAUCGAAUGGCUGAGUACAAAACCUCUGAAUUCUGUUUUGUACGUGUCUUUUGGGUCGAUGAAUACGAUCUCUGCAAAACAGAUGAUGCAGUUGGCUACGGGGUUGGAGGCUAGUGGCAAGAAUUUCAUCUGGGUUGUUAGGCCACCAGUUGGUUUUGACAUAAACUCGGAUUUCAAUGCCAACGAAUGGUUGCCAGAAGGAUUCGAAGAGAGGAUCAAGAAUUCAGGAAGGGGAUUACUGGUGCAGAAAUGGGCACCCCAGGAGGAAAUUUUGAGCCACAAGUCUGUUCGUGCAUUUUUGACCCAUUGUGGGUGGAAUUCAGUGCUCGAAGCUCUUAGUCACGGCGUGCCAAUGAUUGGAUGGCCGAUGGCAGCGGAGCAGUUUUUCAACGUCAAGUUGCUGCAGGAACAAGUUGGAGUUUGUGUGGAGUUAGCUAGGGGGAAGAGCUGUGAGAUUAGACACGAAGAUAUAGUUUCAAAAAUUCAGUUGGUGAUGAACGAGACAAAGGAAGGGAACGAAAUGAGAAGGAAAGCUUCUCAAGUGAUGAAGAUCACAAGGAAUGCCAUGAAAGAUGAGGAAGGUUUCAGGGGGUCUUCCAUCAAAGCAAUGGACGACUUUUUCAGUGCUGCAGAGUCCAAGAGGCAGCAGACCGAGAGCGAAAAUAAUGUUGCAUUGUUGCCGUUUGAUUCAAGCAGAAACAACAACACUAGUGCUAUGUAUCGUCAUAUUUAGCUAAUUGCAGUUUGACUACGUUUGAGGUUCAAAUAUUUACCCCCAUGUGUGCAGAGGUUCAAUUCUGAGUAGAUAUUUGAAGCCUUUCACCUGCAUGAAUGAUUAUAAUUGGACUGAACUAAAAA
Molecule: messenger RNA, 1947 nt
Organism: Carya illinoinensis
Lineage: Eukaryota; Viridiplantae; Streptophyta; Magnoliopsida; Fagales; Juglandaceae
Product: UDP-glycosyltransferase 92A1-like
Exons: 1
Coding region: 284-1822 (512 amino acids)
Molecular function (GO): UDP-glycosyltransferase activity
Source: RefSeq, a predicted model, not a curated record